Saccharomyces paradoxus is the source of this 1605-nucleotide messenger RNA. RefSeq names its product Tna1p (gene TNA1). Gene Ontology annotation, biological process: transmembrane transport. Gene Ontology annotation, cellular component: membrane. The transcript has a single exon. Gene Ontology annotation, molecular function: transmembrane transporter activity. The record is from RefSeq and is a predicted model, not a curated record. NCBI's taxonomy places the organism in Eukaryota, Fungi, Ascomycota, Saccharomycetes, Saccharomycetales, Saccharomycetaceae. The coding region runs from base 1 to 1605 and encodes 534 amino acids.
AUGGGCAACAAAUUCACAAUGGAGUCACCUAAACAUUUGGUGGAUGAUGUGCUUUUCAUAUCACCCACCAAUGAUGGAUCAGAAGGAAAGCCUACGGAAGUCACGUUCCAGGAAGAUGAAGGUCAUGACGCUAGCUUGCAUAAUCGCAACCAUGACAAGAAGUCGGAACUGGCCACCGAACGAGAAAUUAUGGCUACAACCACGGAUGACGAUGGUAUCCCGUCUCCUUCUCACCCAAUGGAAAAGCGUGUUCUGCGCAAAAUGGAUAUUUACUUGAUUCCGCUUAUGGGACUACUAUAUUUCCUUUCCAACUUGGAUAAAUCGAAUAUUGGUAACGCAGAGGUUGCAGGUCUAUCCAAGGACAUCAACCUUGUUGGGACGCAAUAUAACACAUGUGUCACUGUUUUUUUCGCGACGUAUGUGCUUUUCGACCCCAUAGGUACUAACCUUCUGAAAAUCAUGGGUCCGCCAUUAAUGAUGAGUAUCUGUUUGACCUGUUUUGGUGCUAUUUCUUUGGGGACUGCUUGGGUUAAGAAUUAUGCUCAAUUGAUCGUCGUCAGACUACUGCUAGGUGCCUUUGAAGGUAUGAUUUAUCCCGCUAUUAACAUGUAUCUUUCGGUCUGCUAUAGAAGAGAACAAUACGCCCUGAGGUUCGCCUUUGUCUUCAGUGCAGCCUGUUUGUCUUCAUCUUUUGGUGGGCUGAUUGCUUACGGUUGUUCCAAGAUUAGCGGUGCUUUAAAAGAUUGGCAAUACAUUUACAUUGUCGAAGGUUGUCUCUCCCUGGGGUUCGUACCAUUCUAUGCCUUCGGCUUGAGCAAAAAUUUGGAAGAUUCGUGGUUUUUCAAUAAGGAGGAAAAAGAAUACAUUUCCGAGAGAUACAAGACAAUGAACACUUUUGACCCGGACGAAAAAUUCGAAUGGUUCCAAGUGUGGCAGGCCGUCAAAGAUGUCAAGACUUGGGCUAGUGCCGUUGCCUUAUUCGGUAUCGAUUUGACUACUUUUGGUCUAACUGUCUUCUUACCAAUCAUCAUUACCAGUAUGGGGUUCACGAAUGUCAGAGCCCAAUUGAUGACCGUCCCCAUCUAUUUCCUCACAGCAAUUGUGUUCUUCAUCUGUGCUGUUUGGUCCGAUCGUAUAAAGUUAAGAUCUCCAUUCAUUUUAGGUGCUUGUCUGACAACUUCGAUAGGUAUAGCCAUCGUCCUUGGUUCUCAAGUUCACGGUGUAAGAUAUUUUGGCGUUUACAUUCUUUGUAUGGGUAUUUACGUUAAUGCCGCCUGUAACUGUUUAUGGUUAAGUGGUAAUACCGGUAAUUACUUCAAGAGAGCCACCGCUUUAGGCAUUAAUCUAUUUUUCGGGUCAGGUUCAGGUUUGGUCUCUGGACAAAUUUUUGUCGCCAAAGAUAAGCCAAGGUAUAUCAAAGGGCUGUCCAUUAGUUUGGCCUUCCAAGUCUUCUCCAUAUUUAUGACAAUUGUACAGAUUUUCCUAUACAAGAGGGAAAACGAUAGAAAGAAGGCAAUAAUCGAUCGUUGUAAUGAACUGGGAGAACCUAUUCCAUACGAUGAAAGAUUAAGCGACAAAAACCCUGAGUUCAAAUACAUGUAUUAG